Molecule: messenger RNA, 1314 nt
Organism: Protopolystoma xenopodis
Lineage: Eukaryota; Metazoa; Platyhelminthes; Monogenea; Polystomatidea; Polystomatidae
Source: the annotation of a GenBank genome assembly
AUGGCUAUCCAGGCGCUUGAACAGCAAUGUUCUGCAAAAAAGAGUAUUUUGCGUAGACAGCUGGAACGAGCCUUGGAUAAAAUACCUUUGCCAAAACCGUCUUCUUCCUGUGGCUUAUCUGAUGUCGCCUUUAUCCCAAGCACACUGAGCAAUGAAUUUAUGUCACUUAUUGGUUUGGAAGAGGUUGAUUUUGACCCCUGUCUUUCUGGUAAAUCAUCUGAAUCUAGACGUGUGUUUAGCCCUUUUGCGUGUGUUCGCUGCGGAACUGAUUUUACUCCAGUUUGGAAACGAGAAAGGCCUGGAUCCUCAGGAGUUAUUUGUGAAACAUGCCUUACUGGUGUUCAACAGUUGGCUCUUCAAAAAGAUUACGAAGCAGCUAUUGAUAGUAUUAUGAAACAGCAUGCUGCUUCAGAAAAAGACGUUGAGAAAGAACUUAAAGAAAUAGUUAACUCUCCUUCUCGCCUGGAAUCUUUUAUUAAGGAGCAAGAGAAAAAGCUUGCUGCAACUCAACAAGCUCAACUUGCUGUCCUUCAACAGCAGCAUCAAAUACAACAGCAGAAUCAGCAGGUUAUCUCGCAACCGCCGAGAUACCAGCAGGGAUUUGUGAAUCCUGCGUCUGUAGCUGCUGGUGCCCGACACCAGCAGGCAGUUGCCAAUAGCUCAGUAUCUUCGGCAGCUAUGAAUCAUCUGCAGAACCCAGUCAAUGCUGGCUCUUUGAAUGGACCUACGCUCGGUUUAUCGGGCUUAAUGAGUUCAUCUGCUAACACGGUCACUUCGACUCCUGCUGCUAGCACUCGCAGACAUCCGCAAUCACAGUUACCGCAACAAACCUUAUCUCAAUCUACAUCUGUUGUCCAACAACAACCACAGGCGUCCUCAUUGUCUAAUUCUGGUCUUGCACCCGUGCUCAACCCUCAGCUACCUGCUCAGUCAAGUAAUAACGCGGCGGCUGCGGCAGCAGCAGCAUCGCUCUGUAACAACCCAGCGGGAUUAGCUGGUCUUGCUGCUGCAGGUGGCCUAACGGCGCAACAGCUAAUGGCAAUAGCGGCAGCCCAGCAACAGCAGCAACAGCAAGUUGUCGCUGCUCAGCAACAGUUGCAACAGCAGCAGCAACAUCUGCAGCAAUUGCAGCAACAACAACAACUGGCUUCACAUUUCCAAGCACAAUUUGCUGCUAAGCAGCAACAGGCGCAGGCGCAGCAAGCUCAACAGGUUCCAAAUAAUUUAUCCCAUCUGACUAAGUUUGGAUAUCAGUUUCAGAAUUUUACGAAUAUUUCGAAAGGAGAGAAAAAUUAUGCUAUGCCUCUUCAGUAA